UCCAGUCGAAGGAACUAUGUUGUAAUUUAUUUGCAGAGACAUGAAUGGGUGUACGYAUAAUAUUGCGUCCUUCAAAAGACGAUAAAAUGUGACUAAACCAGUCCCAAUUUUAGCGAUACUUUACAAGGCUACUAAACGUAGAGGAAAAUGGCUAAUCCACCGUCUCGAUUGGCAUUUAACUGCUAUAAACAAGCUCUAGUAGCCCUCAAUGUCAUGUAUUUGGUUGUUGGGCUUGUUCUCAUUACUGUUCCACUUUACACAAAGGUUGUUGCAAUCUUUACCAGCUGGUCCAUCAUUGGUGGAGUUAUAACUUGUGGUGUCUUUAUUCUGCUCUUGGCACUGGCAGGAUUAUUUGGAACAUGUCGGCACCACCAAAUAAUUCUAUUUUUUUAUAUGAUUAUACUUGUCAUAAUCUUUAUAAUCUUGUUCUCAAUAUCCAUUGGGGCAUUGUCCAUAAGUAAAUCACAAGAAUGCAAAAUAUUGGAAGAUGGCUGGAGUCACCUAAGCAUGACAACCAAGUCAGAAAUUCAACGUAAUGGUCAGUGCUGUGGCUUUGAAAACAAGACUCAGACAACUGGACCUUUUGGACAUCCUCCAUGCAAUGAUAUAAGCGGUUGUAAAAACUCAACAUCAUCACCAGACUGCAAGACUUGCUUGGGGUUCAUAAGGUCUAAAGGUCUUGAUCAGUUAAAAAAAUCUGUUGGUGGAGUUGGACUUUUUUUUAGUUUUACAUUGUUUGUUGGAGUAUAUCUGGCUUUCAAGUUUAGACAUCUCAAAGAUCCCAGAGCCAAUCCUGGGGCAUUUUUGUAGUAUACAUUGUUUCUUAGACCAAGGGAUUACAAAGUACAGCCUGAAUAUCAUCACCAGCUAUGUUUACUUUUCACUUACAUCUGGCUUUCAAGAGGUUGAACCCUUUUUAUGGGUAAUUUUUGGCUACAUGCCUUCCUUGGACUGGGAAUGAAAAGAGUGAUUGUAUUAGGUAUAUUAUGAUCUGAAAAUUUGAAAGUAUUACCACGUAGCCCAAGCACUGUUUGUGGUAGCUAUCUAUAAAAUAAAAGUAGAUGUUAUUCUUACAAGAUAUGUUCUAUAUAAACCAAUUUCUCUAGUUUUUUUGGUAGUUGAGUAUAUGAAAUUUUAGUAUAAUGAUACAUUUGCUCCAGAAAUGAGAAAGCUUAUGGAGGUGUAUCCAGGAUUUUGGCGGGGGGAGAGAGAGAGAGAGAGGGGGGGGAUCCGAACCGUCAAUAUUAAGCAGUUGGCACUCACGGUUUGUAUGGAACCCCUUUAGAUUGGCCCUUGAAGCUUUCUACUGACUUUUACCAUAGUUAAUAGAGGGGAAUGGUUAUGAAACCUAUUGUUAUAUGUCUUUGUUCGCUUUUGAUGUUGAACCGGUCUUGACUGUGCACAAUGUUUGAUUUAUUCGAAAUUGCAAAAUAAGUAAACAUAAACUUUGUCUAUGGGAUUGUUGCAAGGAAUAUUUAGAUAUCUCUUAUAAAUCUUUAAGUAUUUUGAACUAACAGCCACAAGAUAGAUUUUUGUCUGUUCACUCAGCUAUUGCCAACAAUGGUAAAACAAUGGUAAAACAAAGGAUUGUGCACUGUCACACUUGAAAAAAGUGAACAAAGACAUAUAACAAUAGAUUUCAUAACUAUUCCCCUCGAUUAACUAUGCUUUUACUCACUUUAAGUGACUUUGAAGGGUUUAAUUUAGUUGUUAUGUUGCAAGAUGUCCUUACAAAUUUACUGUUUAGGUUUAUUCAUAAUGGGAAGAAAAGAAGAAGAAAAAAACUUGAAGCUAGUAAAGUUUUUUUAUACAAUAACGAGACAGUUUUUCACUGAUUUUACCCAAGACUUAUUUUGAUGAUUAUAUUUCUAGAAGUUGUCAUGAUUUGCUGAAAACUUUACUCACAGGAAAAAGAAAGGAAAAAAAAUCUAAAAUAAGUUAAAGUUGGCAACAUUAUUAUGCAAUAUUUGAAAUGCUUUGUAUUGAUUUUUAGUCAGUAAAUAAUGAAAUUCAAUUAUUUUGCUAGACGUUCUCAUAAUUUACUGUACUUCUAAAUUUUAUUCAUCGCGAAAAAGAAGAAUGAUAUUAUGAUCCAAGCCACAUUUUAGCUUCUAUAUUCCACUUACUGUCGUUCUACUCUAAGUUACAUGUAUUAAAAGUCUAUAAAAGCGAUUCAAGGAGAUGAUGACAGAGAAAGAAAAAAUAAGAGUAUAUUAACAAUAAGAGUAUAUUAAAUAAAAAAUAAGAUUUAAAAAAGUGGAGCGGUUAGAGUAGAAUGACAGUAAAAUAAAUUCUUAUGAUUUACACUGUUGACUCUUAUUCAUCUUGUACCAGAAGAGAGAUUAUUAAGAAAGUAACRAAAAKCUAUUCUUGGUUUGCAAUCAAUCCCAAGAGAGUACAAUAACRAAAGRGAUGUCCGCCAUGUUGGAAGAUAUAMCAAAAKAAUUCAUUGAAAAAUCUUAUGUCAAAUUCUUCCAACAUGGCGGCUAUGACGUCUAUUKCAAACGAAGAAUUCGUUACUUGUUUUACCAAAUUGUAAGAAGUGUUGUGAUGAUGUGUUAAAUUUCAUAAAAAUAAAAAGGAAUUUGAUUAAA
Molecule: messenger RNA, 2594 nt
Organism: Actinia tenebrosa (Australian red waratah sea anemone)
Lineage: Eukaryota; Metazoa; Cnidaria; Anthozoa; Actiniaria; Actiniidae
Product: tetraspanin-31
Cellular component (GO): membrane
Source: RefSeq, a predicted model, not a curated record